Messenger RNA from Stereum hirsutum FP-91666 SS1, 2527 nucleotides. Its product is annotated as beta-glucan synthesis-associated. Gene Ontology annotation, molecular function: glucosidase activity. Gene Ontology annotation, biological process: (1->6)-beta-D-glucan biosynthetic process; fungal-type cell wall organization. The transcript has 12 exons. Bases 113 to 2026 code for a protein of 637 amino acids. The record is from RefSeq and is a predicted model, not a curated record. Gene Ontology annotation, cellular component: plasma membrane; endoplasmic reticulum membrane. NCBI's taxonomy places the organism in Eukaryota, Fungi, Basidiomycota, Agaricomycetes, Russulales, Stereaceae.
UCCUCCCUCCUUCUCCCUCUCCUCCACCCCGUCUCGUCGCCGUACAACUUCGUAGAGGCGCCCACCUCUACCCUGUCAACGCCACGGACGCCGUUCUUUUCUAGUUCAUAUAAUGUCCUACGUCGGUGAUCAGGCCCAACAGGGAUACUAUCCCGACCCCCACUCUCCUUCAACUUCGACUACACACCUACUUAAUCCUAAUGGCCCUCUUUCACCUUUACCCAGCCCCUCGUCUGCCUCUUUUGCUGCCAUUCAGUCCAGGCCAGGUGGCAAUAUCCCCAGCGCUCCUCCCUCGCCGGUACACGCAGCUUUCAGAGGACCGCCUUCGAAACGGAGCAGUGUCGCCGGGUCUUCGAUUUUUAACGGACCGCCACCAGUGAACCCAUACGAAGCUCAUGGUCGGAGCUCAUCCAUUGCCAGCAAGUUCUCUCUUGCUGCCGACCCUGCUGCAUGGGCAGCCGACUUCCGUGGCAACAACCAGCCGGAACCCGACGACGAACUGCAUAAUCCUGACCCACGCAGAGACAGGAAAUACGAUGCGGGAGGAACCAUCUUCACUUUGCGUGGUAUUGCCAACCUUGGAUGUCUCGCUAUCCUGUGUUUUGGAAUCAUGGCCCUCUUUGCUGGCUAUCCUAUCACUAGCUGGGCCUUGAAGAAAUUCGCCUCCCACCCUAUCAACGUAGUAACGAUGACCAACAGUACCGGACAGGUCCCCAGCAUCGGCAACUUUGGUCUCAUCGACGACGACACCCCCGACUGGGCCCGCACCCGCCUCUCCUUCACCGACGGCACCACUGAAUACACCCUCGUCUUCUCCGACGAAUUCAACACCGACGGCCGCACCUUCUACCCGGGCGACGACCCGUACUGGGAAGCCGUCGACCUGCACUACUGGCAGACGAACAACAUGGAAUGGUACGACCCCGCGGCGAUCACCACCGCCGACGGCGCGCUGCAGAUCUCGCUGACGCAGAAGGAGACGCAUGGGCUGGAUUAUCAGGGAGGUAUGAUUCAGACGUGGAAUAAGUUUUGUUUUACGGGCGGGCUUUUGGAGACGAGUGUGGUGCUGCCGGGGGUUAAUAAUGUGGUGGGGCUUUGGCCUGCGGUUUGGACGAUGGGGAAUUUGGGAAGGGCGGGGUAUGGGGCGUCAUUGGAGGGAAUGUGGCCAUACACCUAUGACAGCUGCGAUGUGGGGACCGUCGCGAAUCAGACGUUGAAAGGACUUCCGGUCGCGGCGACGGAGAACGGUGACCCUUCGUACAACGGGGUUCUGUCUUAUCUUCCUGGACAGCGUCUGUCGAGGUGUACAUGUCCCGGAGAGUCUCAUCCGGGGCCCAUGCAUGACGACGGCACGUAUGUCGGAAGGUCGGCGCCCGAGAUCGAUAUGUUCGAAGCACAGGUUUCCAAUGGUGUCGGCUACGUGUCCCAGUCCGGACAGUUCGGUCCUUUCAACUAUGAAUACAUCUGGGACAACACCACGGACAACUACAAUAUCCCGAACAAGACGGCGACGAGUCUGAAUGCUUACAUGGGUGGUGUAUAUCAGCAGGCCGUCUCUGGUAUCAGCUUAACCGAGCAAGACUGCUAUCAGCUCGGUACUGCAUGUUUCUCCGUAUACGGAAUCGAGUAUAAGCCUGGCUUCGACGAUAGCUACAUCAGCUGGAUCGCAGCGAACGAGACCGCAUGGACGCUCAAGGGCGCAGGUAUGGGUGCCGACACGGCCACCGAGAUCGGCGCGCGUCCUAUCCCACAGGAGCCCAUGUACAUCCUUAUUAAUUUGGGUAUCUCGACUGCGUUCGGGUCGGUCGAUGUGGAGCAUUUGACGUUCCCGGCUAUCAUGACGGUGGAUUAUAUUAGGGUCUACCAAGAAUCCGAUUCUAUCAAUAUUGGCUGCGAUCCCGAUGAAUUCCCUACGAAGGAUUACAUCAAUACGUACAUCGAGGCAUACUCGAACCCGAACUUGACGACCUGGAAGGACGACUACGGCGAGCCGUUCCCUUCGAACUCGUUCCUUGGACAGUGCUAGAUCCCCAGCACCGAGUUCACUACGCAUGCAGAUUAUCUGUUCAUCGUGUUUACCGUCAACGCGCUCCCUCCUAUUCAUUUAUCAUAAGUUUUUCUUGGGCCACGGACUCCUUUGCUUGCAUUUGCAUACUCCACAUCAUCAUUUCAUACCGUCAUAUUAUCAUUUUGCGUCAUUUUUAUUUUGGGUACAUUCGUCGUCUUGACUCUUCACGCUACAUCUUCUCUCUUGCUCAACCUCACGCAUUAUCAUUAUGCUGUCAUGGCGGCCGCCACCACCCUUGAGCAUCGUGCUCGUGCCCAUCCUUCUGCCAAACAAUAUCCUACCACCAUCAACUCCUAUUAUCUAUCUAACACAACGCUCCGCCCUUCGCUAUCCCUUACCCUCGUCACCACCAUCACCCUUCACACAUGCUUGCCACCCUCUUCAUCUGCGCAUCGCUUCACCCCCAUCCCUACUAGCCCGCACCCAUCUCCCAUCUCCACGUCCCCGGACCUCUCACCC